Molecule: messenger RNA, 2331 nt
Organism: Seminavis robusta
Lineage: Eukaryota; Bacillariophyta; Bacillariophyceae; Naviculales; Naviculaceae
Source: the annotation of a GenBank genome assembly
AUGACAAAGGACGACCAUGAUGCUGUUCCGGCUGUUCUGGCCACGGAAAUGUCAUCGUUGCUGUCAACCACCCAUGGUCAAGAGCGCCGCGUCCAACGCAAAAUCGACAAGGUUCAGUUGCAAAGAGCAAGGCGCUAUGGUAUGAAAGAGCCAUCCAGAGAAGGGCGAAUCAAAUACACCUACGGUGGAGUUGUGUUUGUAUAUGAUCCGGACAAAUGCUGUGAAGUCACCUCAUUUCGAUCACGAGACAUUGCAUCCAAAGUCUCCGGGACGAAAUGUGUCAAGCCAAUCAUGCUGGCCAAGAAUAGUGUAUACGAGACUGAAGCCAUGAGGAAAGCACAUGCAAUGGUACAAAAGGAAAUGCUAGAAACCAAGAGUAAAUGGACCAGCCAUUCCGUGUUGGUGGUCGAUAUGUCAGGAUCCAUGCGGCGAGAUGACGUGAAUGGGGCAAGGUGCCGCUCGGAUGGAGUAUGGAUGAUUUUGGCUCGCGAUUUUGUCAAGCAUCAGCUUGAAUCAGGAUCCUGUUCCAGUACAGAUGUUGUGAGUGUGGUGUUAAUGAAGAAGGAUGCUGAAGUCGCCUUGGAAUGUGAGCCAAUGGACUGGGUACUUUACAAUGAUCUGGUGGACAAGCGAGAAUGGUCCGAGCUUCGACCCUGUGGCGACGGGAACUACAUGCCGGCAUUGGAGAUGGCAGAUCUCCUUCUCGAUGCCAACAAGCUUGGUAGCUGCUCACUGUCACUGAUGUUCUUCUCUGAUGGGAAACCUUCUGAUCAUGGAGACUUUGCCUCAAGAAUGGGAACUAUUGCUUCCAAAUUUGGACGGCGAUUGUCGAUCUCGUGUAUUGGUAUGGCAGACAAGGAGGAAGAUUUCUCGACACUUGAAGCCAUGGUCCGAGAAGCCAAGCAAUUUGGUGCCGUGGCAUCCUUUGACAAGCCAUCACUUGACACGGAUAGUCUGGCAAACAUUGUCUCCACCCUCAUCACAACAAUGACGACGACGAAGACUGAGAUAACUGACAUCACCACGGGCAAAGUCCAAUCUGUUCGCACAGACAUUAGACGAGAAAGGAGCAAUACACCUGAUGACCUGAAGCUGAAUGAGAACUGGGACACAUAUCACAAUUCAAGCAACUCCAACUAUGUUGCCCGUGUCUGGAGCUGGAGUACGAAGAAGGAUGAUUUCGUCUACAUCAUGGACCCUCGUUGUGGGGAAUGCUAUCAAGUUGUGGGAGAUAUUGACACUACAGCGAACAAAGGUCAGCUUUGCAGUCGCUGCAAGGCAUGCUUCUAUUGUAACUCACCAGCUUGUCAACAAGCCCUACACAAUCACCAGUCAUCACAUGAAUGUGUUGAGUUCCUGGAGGAUCGACGUGCAAAACAGCUGAUUCCACGGAGGCUUCCAUCGUUCUCCUUUGCCGUGAAGAAAUCAGCAUGUGGAGAGGGCGCAGAGCGGCUAGUUCGAAAUUGUCGAUGGCUUGAUGCACAACAGGGAUUCAUUGGGCCUCGCAUGGUUGCAAAAGAAUCUCGAUUCGUGGAGAAGAAGGGCUCAUACACCAGCAAAAUGGAUUACCACCGGCAGUUCAUGAGAACACAGGUUUUGGCACAGCGCUUUGCAGAGAAGUUCAACGAAAACCUUGAUGAGGUGUAUAGUCACUUUGAUGAGGUACACCAUGACACUCUCAAGUGUCUUCCAAGGAUCCAAUUUCUAGAACCUCUUGUGCUGGAGCUUCAUGAAGGUGACAAGGACCUUAUUCUGUUGGUAGAGCCAAAGUUGGAAGGGGCUUACUGCAAGUUUUCGAGCAACAAUGGCUGGCAGUACGAGACAGAAGACACGAGCGCCUGGGAUGGAGCCUCCUUCCGCAGUUUUGUCGAGGGGUCCUCAGAUUUCAGUCUAGUAGAGAGAAACGCGUUUCAGGGCGGCGGCCUGGGUGCAAUUGAAGAAGGAAGUGAAGAUGAAGAAGAGGAGGAUGACGAUGGGAUCAUGGACGACAGCAUCAUGGCCCCCAAUUUUGGGACGACCUUCAAACUCUCAGAGGAUCUAUUCCCUCCUGCCUUCAGUCACUUUACAUAUGAGAAAAGCAAGCAACAGUUCAUGGUGGUUGAUCUCCAGGGUGUGUUGCAUGUCCGACCAGAUGGGACUCGUUGCUUCAUGCUGACAGACCCAGCAAUCCAUCGAAAAAGGAAGAGCCCCAAUCCUCUGUCGCACAGUAACAUCAACCUGGGUCGAACUGACCGAGGGGAGAAGGGAAUCAAAGCAUUCUUUGAAACUCACGAGUGCAACGAUGUUUGCCGAAUGCUGGGCCUACCACACGCACCCAACCACGAGGAUUGA